Molecule: messenger RNA, 1606 nt
Organism: Sinocyclocheilus anshuiensis
Lineage: Eukaryota; Metazoa; Chordata; Actinopteri; Cypriniformes; Cyprinidae
Product: PI-PLC X domain-containing protein 1
Exons: 5
Coding region: 195-1040 (281 amino acids)
Biological process (GO): lipid metabolic process
Molecular function (GO): phosphoric diester hydrolase activity
Source: RefSeq, a predicted model, not a curated record
GAGCCAGUGUUGUUGUUUUGGGUCUCUUCAACAAAACGGAAACAAAUCGCACUUUUAGACGGUCCCUGACAUUGUUGCCAUUCAAGAAACGAAAAGUGUCACGAGAUCGACAUACUCAUAGAAAAUCUUCCACAUUUUUUACUGCUUAAUCAUUUCAGCAUCUGUUUUACUGUUUUUCAGGAAGUCAUGACACCAUGACUUACUGUUUAGAUGAGCGGUCCUCAGUACUGAAGUCUUCGCCGAGGUUGCUGCAAGUGUUAGACACUUGGUUUCCUUGUAUCGUUCGGCCCUGUAUUAUCAAAUGGGCGACAACACAAGAAGAUAGCAUCUCUAACCAGCUGGAUUUAGGCAUUCGGUUUCUCGAUUUAAGAAUAGCUCAUAAGAUAAAAGACCCUGAUAAAGUUUUCUACUUUGCACAUGGGAUCUACUCCCUUCUGACAGUGAAGGAAGUGCUCACAGAAGUUGCUCGCUGGUUAGAUCAGCACACCAAGGAAGUGGUCAUUAUUGCACUUUCUGCCUUUGAUGGCAUGAACCUGGAUCAACACAGAGACCUCAUUCAAUUCCUCAUAAGCACAUUUGACAAUAAAAUUUGUCCCAAUCAUAUUAUACCCUCACUACUGCAGUGUUGGAAUCACAAUUAUCAGGUUAUUCUGUCAUAUGAUGACUCAUCUGCGUCUGAAUAUGAGGAAUUGUGGCCACAGUGUGAAUAUUGGUGGGCAAAUACAUCAGAUCCAAAACAUGUCAUAUCCUACCUGGAGGAGAGAAAAACAGAAGGAAGACCAGGUCAGUUUUUUGCUGCUGGUCUGAACCUAACUGAGGAUGCCAAGUAUGUUCUUUCUCAUCCGUGCCAGUCAUUACAAAGCAUGACCUUGAGCUCCUAUAGUCUGCUUUUGAACUGGGUCAAACAACAGUGUCCAGGCCUGGGAAAAUCAUGUGUCAACAUCAUCUGUGCAGAUUUUGUGGGGGCUUUCAGCAAUGAAUUCACCCAGCUGGUUAUUGGACUCAAUCAAACACUCUUAAAAAAGAGACGUGACCUUUAAAUCUGCCAUAAACAUUACAUACAAAUGCAGCAUCUUUCUUACAGUGUAUCUUUUUAAUGGAAGCCUUGUUGUUUUUGAUGUUUACAUAUUGAUAUUUUUUUAGUCUUUUAUGACAGUCCCUAAACUGUGAGGAAACAAUGUUUUGUGCAAUGCUGCCAUCUACAGGCAAUCCAUAUUUAGGUUUUAGUUUGAUACAUGUCUCAAAAUAAUGUUACUUGCAACUUUACUAUUACAUCAAACUACUGAAAUGCCAAAAACUAAACUUCUUUCCUGAUUGUUCUUGGAUAUUUGUCAAACGGGCAGACUGAUAUAAUCAAAGACUAAGUGGCUCAAUAGAUUAUAGCAUUACCUGUCCAAUGAGUCACACUUAAUUUUAGUAACGUCUAAUGUCCUGUCAUGACUUCAUCUAUUGUUGAUGAUGUUCACUCUGUUUGGUUUUCAGUCCAUGUGGGUAACAUGUAUCUGUGGGGUCCAAUUUUAGACGCCCCUUUGAAUGCACUCUCUAAGGUGCUUAACAUUUAUAGUAUCUACUUAAAUGAUAAUCCAGUUCACUGAUGCCUUUCACA